Molecule: messenger RNA, 611 nt
Organism: Sitophilus oryzae (rice weevil)
Lineage: Eukaryota; Metazoa; Arthropoda; Insecta; Coleoptera; Curculionidae
Exons: 2
Coding region: 142-564 (140 amino acids)
Source: RefSeq, a predicted model, not a curated record
UUAUCCAAUAAUAAAACUCAGUGAUUAGAACGCCUUAGCCGAAUUAAGAACUAUAUAAAUUGAGUAAUCUCGCCGCGCGAUUACAUUAUAUAUAGACUUGGAAAAAUCAAGUUUCAACUACAGUUCCGCCAAAUCAAAACAAUGAGGUCGAUAAUAGUUUUGUUCGUUGCUCUAGCCCUUGUCUCAGUCCAAGUUUCUGCUGACACAAAUGGAUGGUUUGGACCAAUAAUUUCCAACUUAUUACCAAGUCCAGAAUCUGACACCCCAGAACUCAGCGACAAUUUUCCCAUUUUCAACGAACAAAAGUCAGAAGACGAGGAUUAUGCGUCUGCUACCGAUUUUCCCGUUGAAGAAUUAACAACAGAAGAAAUCGAUGCAACAACUGCAGUGGCUGAAGAAGAAGAUGGAGAGAUCGGACAAAACAACCCCACGGAAGCUGAGGAAGAAGUAUCCACCGAAGAAGCAGUUGAAGCCGAAGAAGAAGUUAUUGACAGCGAGGCGGUGUGCCAAGAGUGCUUCGAGAAAAUUUUGAACUUGAUAUACAGCAUCCAAAAAUCCUUGUAGAUAGUAAAAAUGUAUCUAGUAUAGUAAAUAAAUGAAUAUGCAUGUCA